Anolis carolinensis (green anole) is the source of this 6653-nucleotide messenger RNA. RefSeq names its product NAC alpha domain containing (gene nacad). NCBI's taxonomy places the organism in Eukaryota, Metazoa, Chordata, Lepidosauria, Squamata, Anolidae. The record is from RefSeq and is a predicted model, not a curated record. The transcript is spliced from 9 exons. Bases 142 to 6483 code for a protein of 2113 amino acids. Gene Ontology annotation, cellular component: cytoplasm; nascent polypeptide-associated complex. Gene Ontology annotation, biological process: protein targeting to membrane.
CAUCCCUCCCUCCUCCUCAUCCCAGAGAAGGAGACACAGAAGCAGAAGCAGAAGGAGCCUCACCUGCCCAGGUGGGAAGAAGGAAGAAGAGGAAGAAGAGGAAGAAGAAGAGGAGGAGGAAGGGGAAGAGCCCGUGGUCCCAUGCCCGGAGAAGCCCUCCAAGCCCCCCAGGCCUCGCCCCCCCACGAGGAAGGAGGAGGAGGAGGAGGAGGAGCAGCAGGCCUGAGCACACCUGGGACAGAUGUCUCUCGGAACAACUCGGCUUCCUCGACGCCCGGCAGCGAUGCCCGGACGUUGCUGCAAGUCUCCCCGGUGUUGACUCCCGACUUCCCGGUCGAGCUCUCCAUGGAUCCCUCCCUUCGUGGCUCAAAUAUCCCGGCGUUCCUCCCGGCGAAGCAAGAAGACCGCCCUCAGCCGGAAGGUGCCAGUUGUGAUGCCGCCAUGGGAGCCACCACGGCCGGUUUGGUAGCCCUGAGCGAAUGCGGUCAGGUCAUGAUGGAGCAGGCGGCGAAGUCCGGCGAGGCCGUCUCCAAAGCCACUCCGUCGGAGGACACCUUGGACGCCAGAAUCGUCAUGGGGGAAGAGACACAAUGCAAAGAGGAGGAGGAGGAGGAAGAUACGGAUGAUAUGCCGGUUUCACCGAAACCCGGUGCCUUGGAGGAAGAGGAAGCAAGUGACACGGAAAAUAUGGUGAAACCUCUCUGCUUGAGCCACCCGCAAGCGUGCCUUCGGAAGCGCAAGGAGCCGGAGCUGGAAUUGGCGGCGAUUGCAAUGCCGGCGCCUUCUUCGUUCUCUCAGGGCGACCCCGCGGAUAACGUGCCUUCCCCUUCCUCCGUAUCCGCGAAAGACCCUCCGCCGGAGCCGGGAGAGGGACAGCCCUCGCCGGUCAAGCGUGGCGUGGAUCCGGAGCUCUACUUCACGGCCCCGUCCACUCCCAUCCGGACGGCCUUCUCCCAGCUCAGGCCCCUGCCGCCGCCACAGCAGCAGCCUUUCUCCAAAGACGGUCUCGGCGAGGAGCAGAACGACCUGGACAACGAAGGCCUCGUCUCGCCGCCCACGUCGCCGUCGGGGUCCUACAUCACGGCCGAAGGGGGCAGCUGGGCGUCUUCGGGCACGGCCAGCACCUCCCCGUCCUGCUCCCCGAACCUGAUGGCCGAGGGGGAAGCCCUGGAAUCGCCAGACUUGGAGAGCGAGGUGACCUUCCAGGCCCUGUCUCUGGGCGCUUUGGGCCACGAUUCGUUUCCGGAUGAGGACGAGGACGACGGGCAGACGACUCCCGGAGAGGACGAAGACUGGGUCUCGGAAACAGUGGCCUGCAGGCCGGUCCCUCUCAAGCCGGACCAGACCGGACGCUCCCGACCAAAGAGCGGAGAAGAGGACGGAGCCGCUCUGGAUGAAGCAGGCCACAAGAUUUUCAAGAUGGAGAACUUGCCUUCUCACCAAGCCGCAGAGGUGUUUGCAGGAUCCAAACCCAGCCCUUUGCCCUGUUCACUCGCUGCCUUCGCCGGGACUGAGUUUGGGAGUGUGUCCGGAGUGAGCCCUUCGGAGGACGAAUCCGAGACGGCGGCUUCCCCCCCUGACGACGAGAUGGAGAACCCCGAAAAUGACCCCAUGAUUUCCGUGUUGUUGCUGCCUUUCCACGGCAGCCUCCUCUUCGAGGCGGAGUCCGUGGAGAUCACGCUCUUCCCUCAGGGUGAAUCGGCGGAGAACGACACCCUUUACGGCGCCGAGGACGAGGACAGCGCUUCGGCCUCGUUCCUCCAUUCCCUCUCGGAGGCCUCCAUCAACGAAGGCGUGGACGAGUCCUUCGCGUACCAGGACGACACCUCUCCGUCCUCCGACUCGGCCUCUUACAACGGAGAGGAGGACGAGCGCCUAUACAGCGUGGAACAGUACGCCGUGGUGGCGGACAACGCCCAGAAAGACGACGGGUCUCCCAAGGGGGACCUGGAACCGGAACGGUCGCACUCAGGGAGCGAGAGCGAGAUGGAGACCUCGUCCGACGCGUACAACACGGACGAGGAAGGAGACGGGCCUCCCGCAAAACACGAAGGGCGUCCGCAGGUCACAGAAGAACUGGAGGAAGGAGAGUCGUUCCUGGAUGGAUCCAAAGCAGAAGAGGCCACGCAAGAGGGCCUGAUCGGUGGCCAAAGCCAAGACAAAGAGGUUGCUGUCUCCGUGAUGGAAGCCACCAAGCAGCAAGAGGGUGCUCAGGGUUCAAGAGGCGUCACUGUUUCACCUGGGGCGCUGGAAUACCAGGCCGGAAACGAAAGGGAGGAAGGGUCUCCCAGAGAGAAAGGUGCCUCUUCUCCAUCUGUCUUGGAUGGGCAAGUCACCGUGGAGAAAGACAUCCAGGACUCCGGCGAGUGCCUCAUUGCCUGCUUUGAUACGGACGAAGAAGCAGACGCAAUGCCUCCUUUGGAGGAUCACCCAGCGGGCCCAAUUGCCGGAGAAUGGGCCGGAACAGUUUGUGCCGGAGUGGCCAUCCCUCUGGGUUGGGAUCCAAAGCCGUAUCCUGUCGAGUCGGCUCAGGAGGUCAACGAUGCGUCUGCGGUUGACAUCGGCGCCCGGUUGAAAGAGUCCGAGAAGCGUUUGCUAGAACUCCUCGACCAAGACAGCACCUCAGGAGGAGGCUCAGUGGACCUUGAGGGACGUGGUGAAGGGACGCAGGGCUCCGAGAAGGAGAUGGAGGCGGCUCCGUUCGUGUCCCUCCUUGAAUCCUCGAUGGAACAGCCUGAAGUGAUCCGGGCCGACAGUGAGCCGACGGAGGAGUGCCUUAUUGCUUGCUUUGAGUCCGAGGACGAGCUGGAGGAGUCCUCGUCUCUCGAUCAGAUGAACAACAACGGGGACCGCGAGGAAAUGGCAUUCACUGAGGCCAAAGCAGGCCCCCAAACCCUCAUGGGCCUCAAUGACGGCACACAGGAGAACCCACUCGUGGAGGCCAGAGAGUUCCCCACGGAGGCCAUGGCGCUUCUGGCUCAGGACACCCCGCUGCCCCAAACGGAUGUGGAGGAACUCUCUGAAACCCAGAGCUGGACCAUUUGUGGGACACCGAGGGGCUCAAGUCAACCCAAAACAGAGGCCAAGGAGAGACACCUUGCAAACAAGGAGACAUUGCUAGGGGUCACUUCACCCGCUGAGCCUCUUGAAGUGUGCAUGGAGACCGGUGAAGCCAAAGAGGCGGACGUGGUUGAGAGCCACCACAUGAGGGAAACUGAAGAAGGAAUAGUAGUCAUGGAAGAAUCCACAGAGGAUGAAGCAGGCGAAUCAGGUCAAUUUGGGGAAGCCAUUCCUACUGAUGAUGCCCAACCAAAGGAUGCAACAAAGGUCCUGGAGAAGGAAGAGCUUGAGCUGUCAGAUGAAGGUGAUGGGGACCAAAACUGGGAAACUCCCUCAGAGAAAGAAGAGGAGGCUUCAGAGUCUGGAAGUGAAGAACUCAGCAGGACAGACUCAGUAGCGGAAACCUCCACUUGGGUGAGAGACCAACUGGGAAACGAUGCUCCAGAGCUGUUGAAAUCAGGAGCAGCCCAGGGGGUCCACAAGAAACCCAACCUGAGAGAUGAUAACAUGAAUGUGUUGCCGACGCAGAGUAGGCAGGCUGCUGUAAGUGAGACCGGGAGAGAUCAAGGUUCCAGUGAAAGGAUGGUGUCCAAAGAGGGUGAGCUCAAGGCACUGGGCAGGGCUGCUGAGCUGACCGGUGGAGAAGAAGCCACUGAAUGGCCACAGCUGCAAGGCACUGAAGUCCCAAAGUCCCAGGCAGCCUCCAAAGAUGCUGAGAUAGCCACGUAUCGGGAUUCUGAAAAGCCUUGCCACGUGGUACACAGGGAACCAUCAGCACCUCUGCCUUCUUUGUGUGGAUCCUAUCCUUCUGACGCUAAAGCUCAGGAAGCCAGGCCUCCUCCUGCAGAGAACGUGGGGGGCCCACCUUCUUUGGUCCAUGCUGGUGGCCACCCUCCGGCACCCAAGAAGACCUUUGCCGAGGCUCUCCUUCAGGGUCUACUGCCCGUUUUGGAGGCUGAGCUCAGCAUGCAAGAGAAGGAUGUCUCCUUUCUUUCUGCCGGACAACCCGAGGCCUCCUUGUCCCAGUCUCUCACAGACUCCAGCUUCUUCACGGCUGAUGAGGGAAGAUCUCCUGAGGCCAUUCCCUUGGCCGCUUCUCCAGACCUGCCUUCGCCUGAGCAAAUCUGGGGCAGCCCGGCCCAGGCUGUGGAGGAAAGCUGUCCUCAGGAGAACGAGGCUGUGGCAUUGGAGUUGGAGGACCUGGUGGACAAAGCUGGAGAUGCCGAGGCUGAACAUGCGCCUGCGCCACUGACGUUCCUUCCGACGGAUGGCUCCUUGGCGCAGAACAUGGCUGUGUGUUUGCAUCAUACCACCCUGAGAGAGGCUCCCAGUUCGGCCAUCUCACGCCGUGCCAUGGCGGCAGUCAACACCAACAACCAACAGCUCUUCUUUGCUUCUGAAAAAGAGAUCUAUCUGACCGAGCCCAAGGAUGCUCAAGGUGAUCUUUCCAGUGGAGAUGGAGAAGAGGAGCAUGCCUUCGCUGGAGACACCACUGUCGUCGACUUGGAUGAUUCAGGCACCGUUGCCGGAGAGAGUUCGCCAACUCCCGUCAGUCCACUUGGAUCGUCUGGUGCCUUUUUGGAGACCACAGGUAGAGCAGUGACAUCUCUGGAUGACGUUACAGACCAGCAGCAGAUAUCUCAUUUGUUGCAAGGCUCCUUUGGAUUCCUGAACGAGCCGAGAGUGGGGAGCCCUCGCCUCAUGAGUAGCGAACUCGUGGCAGAAGCACAAAGCCUCCGCGGCAGCCUUAAGGAGACGGUGGUGGAGGGUUCCUCUGGAGAACCCUCACCCGAUCUGUCAGAAGUUGAUGAUUUUGAAGAGCAAGACAACGCCCGGCCUUGCAAGGAUGCCAGAGGCGAAGGAGGCCACCUGGAAGCAGAGAGGCAAGAAACUGAGGAGGUCUCCACCCCCGAGGAGACGGCGGAAAUGCCCGUCAGCCAGGUGGUAAUCUCCGGUUCGGAAGAGGAUGAUCAACAUUCCUUGGAUGAUGCCUCCAUCCCUGGCGAAGAUGUGACAUCCGGGUCCUUUGAUAGCAUCCCAUCUCAGCCUAAUGAGAUGUUGCUACAGAGACCAGGAGGUGAUGUUGUGGAGCAAGAGAAGACCAAGGAGAUGACGGAAGAGACAAGAUUGGGGGGCACCAUAAUAGAGGAUGUGCGUCCCAAGGUGGAGGGCGUUGAGGAGGAGGAAGAGAAGAAAAGCAAGAAGGCCUCCACCCCUCCCGAGCCCACCCUUGAGCCUCCUCUGUUGACCAUGGACUCCAUCAUCCCUCGUCCCUCCGAGGAACGCUCUGCGUCUCCUUUGCAGCUGGAGCGACCAACAUCCCCAGACAUGGAGAUGUCCAUCUCACCCUCUCCUCCAGUUUCUCAAGUGCCUCCCGUUCUGCCCUCACCACAGCUGCCACCCUCUCCCCCAGAGACCCCCAUCCGAGCCCCUGCUGCUGCUGCUACCUCCUGGCUCCCUGUGGAGGAGACCCCUUCCAAAGAGACCCGGACCCUCUUGCAGGACCCCAGGAAACCUCUGUCAGAAGCUCCCGAGACAUCCAGGCCUCCGCCGCCCUCCAGGCUGGACCAGCCCAAGGAGUCCAGGGGCCGGAACCGGCUGCCCGGCGGCAAGGAGCCCUGCGGGAAGGACUCUGCGGCCUCCUCCUCCUCGGCAGGGGACAAGCGGGCCGACCGGGGGUCCCUCCACCUGGAGCUGAGCUCCUCCAGCGAGAGGGAGAUGUCCUACCGCUGCCCCGAGAUCGAGAGCUUGCGGGAAGCGACGGGCGCCAUGCUCUUGGACGAGAAGAAGCCCGUGGUGGGGAGGAGGCCCCGGGAGAACCACCACCACAAAGGGUCUUCGAACGACUCGGAAAGCAACGAAGGCUCCAUCCCGGAACUAGAAGAGCCAGAGGUUUCGGAACCACGAAUGGCCCAGACGCAGGCUCAGCUGACGCACUCUUUGGGAACCGGAGAAGAAUCCAUCAGCAAAGCGAAGCAGAGCCGGAGCGAGAAGAAGGCGCGGAAGGCCAUGUCCAAACUGGGUCUGCGGCAAAUCCAUGGAGUCACCAGGAUCACCAUCCGCAAGUCCAAGAACAUCUUGUUUGUCAUAACCAAGCCGGACGUCUUCAAAAGCCCAGCGUCGGACAUCUACAUUGUCUUUGGAGAAGCCAAGAUUGAAGACCUCUCUCAGCAGGUCCACAAAGCGGCAGCGGAGAAGUUCAAGGUCCCCGUGGAGCACUCGCCUCUGAUCACGGAGGCGGCCCCAACGCUCACCAUCAAGGAGGAGAGCGAGGAGGAGGAGGAGAUUGACGAGACUGGCCUGGAGGUGAGAGAUAUUGAGCUGGUCAUGGCUCAGGCGAACGUGUCGCGGCCCAAGGCCGUGAGGGCCCUCCGGCACAGCAACAACGAUAUUGUGAACGCCAUCAUGGAGCUGACCAUGUAGCAACGGCCGGAGGACCCCCCACCGCCAAGCCUCUGCCCGCUCCUCCUGUAUAGACGCCCUGUUGCCCAUCUCCAAUACAGCUGAUGUUAUGUUAGGAUGGCCAAUACUUAGUCCCAACUCUUCUGCAUUGAUAAUGCUGCUCAAUAAACGGUAUAUUCACUUGAACCUCA